ACGUGUGUGGGUGUAUGAAAGAUAAUAACAAAGGAACACUGCUGGAGAAAGAAAAGAUGGAUGAUGGGUUGACCUUUGGAAAGUAUCUUUAUUGAAAGCCUAACAAACAUGAAUUCUAAAAAAGUCCUUCAUUUUGUUCCAGCUGAGGCUCCAUCCACUGGGAGGUCUAAGAAUGGAUAUGUUUUCCAGGAGAUGGAGCUGAAGGAUGGGGAGAAGGAAGAUUCGGAGCAGGACACUCAUGUCAUUAUCAAAGACAACAUAUAUGAAAACGAUGUCCAGAUCAGUGUUUCAGGUGCUGAAAGCCCUGGAUAUGGGCUUUUAAACACAACAAGAAAAUAUGUGAAGCCCAUGAAUUUCCAAGAGGAAGUGCGUGGCCAUAGGGACCUGAACAGCUUCCUUUCUCAGGCAAGCAUCCUUUUGGAUGAAAAAGCUGCCACUCUGGAUGAGGUUCUGAGGCGAAUGAUUGCUCACAUGGUAGAGGAUGGCCAUGGCAGUUGUAACGCAGAAGAGGUGAUGAACUCAUUGUUCACAAAUGCAGGAGGCCGAGAUAUUAAUGUUCACCUUCUGUCAGAGACUAUUCAGGGUGUCACAGCUACUUCAACUGGUAUUCAUUACCAGCAAUCCUGGCUUUGUAUUCUGUCCAAUGUGAGAAAUCUGCAGAGGCGUCAAGUCUGCAUUACCCGCCUGGAGAGGCCGCAAAACUGGGGAGUUAAUUGUUGCGAGGCCCGUUAUGUUAUCCUAAUCCUCGCACCGUCUAGAAUGAAAAGCACCAAGUCAGCUGUUGAACUGGGUAGAACGUUUUCCACAAUGUUCUCCGACAUUGCCUUCAGACAAAAGCUUCUGGAGACCAAAACCCAGGAGGAGUUUAAACUGGAGCUGGUCUCCCAGCGACACCAGCUCUCUGUAGUCACUGAGAACAUGGUGAUAGAGGAAGUGGAGGACUCAGACCCACGAAGAGGAAAAUCACUCCAGUGCAGAGAUUUCUUCAAAGCUGGUAGAGGGGUUUACGAUGACCUACGUCGGAGACUGCCUCUUUACCCUUCAGACUUCACAGAUGGUCUAACUGGGAAGGAUCGCUGUUUACUGAAGUAUACCACCACUGCUAUCUUCCUCUAUAUUGCCAUUCUCCUGCCUGCAAUUGCCUUUGGCUCUCUGAAUGAUGAAAGCACAAGAGGGGAAAUAGAUGUUCAGAAGACCAUUGUUGGCCAGAGCAUUGGAGGAGUGAUCUACUGUCUGUUUGCUGGUUCACCUCUGGUCAUUCCUCUGACCACUGCACCAUUGGCCAUUUUCAUCAGCGUUAUUAGGGGUAUCUGUGAUGACUACGACCUCGACUUUGAUGCUUUCUAUGCCUGCAUUGGUUUAUGGAACAGCUUCUUCCUUAUCCUCGGGGGGUUAUUCAAUGUCAGCCUGACGAUGAAACUCUUCAAACGCUCAACAGAAGAGGUCAUUGCACUGUUCAUCUCCAUAGCUUUUGUUGGGGAUGCAGUGAAAGGCACUGUCAAAAUUUUUGAACACUUCUACCAUCCACCACUGCUGGCAACAACAAACAGCACAGUGGUGCUUCAACAAAUUAAUGAGAUUCUAGAAAAGAUUGAGAACCAAACAACAACCGUGCCAGAGCAUAAAACUGGGAGGAACAUGUCACUGUUUGGAUAUCAAGAAGAUAAAAUGUUAGUCUUCCUGCCAGAGACUCUGGUGGACUGCACAAGAGAAAGGCCCAUUCUCUGUCUGCUCCUCAUGUUGGGGACAUUGUGGCUAGGUUACGCGCUCUACCUCAUCAAGAAAAGUCCGUAUCUGAACGGUAAAAUCAGGGAGGUGGUGUCUGACUGUGCUUUGCCUAUCUCCGUGGUGAUAUUCUCCUUCAUUGGCUCCUAUCGUUUCAUUGACAUACAGCUUCCUGUAUUCAAUGUCCAUGAUGGUCCGAUCUUCAAGUAUCCUGCAUUUGAAAAGCUGUCAGGACUGACUGCACUUAGUGCGGUUGGACUAGGUUUCCUCCUUGCACUGCUAAUUUUUAUCGACCAGAACAUCGUCAUCUCACUUACACAUGUACCAGAACACAAGUUGUUAAAAGGCACAGCGUUCCACUGGGACUUAAUGCUGACUGGCUUCAUCAACAUCCUCAUGUCCUGUCUGGGGUUGCCAUGGAUGCACGCUGCCUUUCCUCAUUCCUCCCUACACGCCCGUCAGCUUGCCAAAGUAGAACAGCAUGUAGAGAACGGACACCUCUACACAACGAUCGUCAGUGUCAAAGAGACACGUCUAACCUCACUAGCAGCAAACAUCUUGAUCGGCUUGUCUGCAUUCAUGCUGCCCAUUCCUCUCCAGUGGAUUCCCAAACCUGUGCUCUAUGGUCUCUUUCUUUACAUUGCUGCCACUUCACUUGAUGGAAAUCAGAUGGUGGACCGCAUGACCCUGCUGCUGAAGGAGCAGACGUCUUAUCCUCCCACCCACUACAUACGCCGUGUGCCUCAAAGAAAAGUACAUUACUUCACAGCACUGCAGAUGAUCCAGUUGAUCAUCUUGUGUGCAUUUGGGAUGUAUCCUCUCCCCUACAUGAAGAUGGUGUUUCCUCUGCUGAUGAUCCUGCUGGUCCCUAUCAGGACAAGCUUGCUUCCCAGAAUGAUUGAUGCCAAGUAUCUGGACAUCAUGGAUUCCCAGUAUAUGUAAAACAACUGGACAACGUUAUGAAACAAUGGAAGACAGAAUGGAACAGCCUGAAAACGUAAUUAUUGUGUUACAAACCAAAAUGUGCCUACAAGAUUGCACCUGAAGCAUUUACUGCUGACAGGGAUGUCACUUUUAGACUAACUGUAACUAGCUUCAGUUGUAAAGAUUUUAGUUGAACUUAUAUAGGCAGAUAAAAGAAACAAACAUCUGACAGCUUGUAACGAAUCAGUGUAUGCAUUUAUCAUUUUUACAUAAGUAAAAAUGCUGAUUGUUUGUCUAAUUCAGAUAUUGUAUUCUUUGAAGGAGAGUCACUUCUGUUUAAAUUUACUUGCCGAUAAGGUGACUUCACUGCAAGUAAUUUGACAGAACAAAACAUUUCAACACCAAAAAUUAUCACAUCUGUUAAGCAAAUGUUCAUUGUACUAUUUAGUGGUGACAUAUAUUUUAUUCUGAUUAUUCACCUAUUGUCUUAUAUGUUGUCAUGUUGUGUGGUAUUAACAUGUUUUACUUCAACAUAUUGUAGGGUCAAAUAAAAAAUGUUGAAUGGAAAUUAUUUAAAACUAUUUACCUCAUUGAAUUGAUAUUUUUCACAGAGUAAAAAUAUGCACAUACUUUUUUUGCAAUUGGAGUCUAAGGACGCUCACAAAACUGUCACACAGCAGGGUUUCCAUGGUUUAGACAAGGACUGCUGAAAGUAUUUUGAUUUUAAAUGCCACCAAUAGAUGGCAGUGGAGGUGUGCGCCUUGGAUAUUAAAAUUCUAACUCACUGUGUGUACCCACCAUUGUGUUGCAGAAAGAUAGAUUCAUGUCAGCCUUCAUCUUGUAAAAGAAAUGGUGAUAAUGAAGUUAUGAAAAAACAAGUUAUUAAGCAUGAGUGGUUUCCAAAGUCCACCAGGUUUAAAUGAUCAGACAUCUGAUUUGUUUCAUGUGUUUGUUUUUUCUGCAAACCCACUCUUCAAAUCCAGCACCUGCUUUAUUUAUGUUUACGUUAAAACUUCCAUUAUUCCUUUAACGUUCUCAUAACAGCCACCGUUUUCUGCCUUAACAGUCUGUACUCAGUGCUUUGCAUAUAUGAGUGUUUAACAAGAGAUGCAUGUGACUGAUGUGAACUAACUCACAAACUGUACUCCAAUAACACCAUGAGACAAUAAAUGGCUAUAAAAACAA
This is a messenger RNA of Girardinichthys multiradiatus, 3834 nucleotides long. Its product is annotated as solute carrier family 4 member 11-like. Gene Ontology annotation, molecular function: solute:inorganic anion antiporter activity. Gene Ontology annotation, biological process: monoatomic anion transport; transmembrane transport; monoatomic ion homeostasis. Bases 109 to 2667 code for a protein of 852 amino acids. Lineage: Eukaryota; Metazoa; Chordata; Actinopteri; Cyprinodontiformes; Goodeidae. The record is from RefSeq and is a predicted model, not a curated record. Gene Ontology annotation, cellular component: basolateral plasma membrane; plasma membrane. The transcript has 20 exons.